Messenger RNA from Rhinolophus ferrumequinum (greater horseshoe bat), 1750 nucleotides. It is a transcript of the gene SIRT7, whose product is annotated as sirtuin 7. The coding region runs from base 68 to 1270 and encodes 400 amino acids. The transcript has 10 exons. The record is from RefSeq and is a predicted model, not a curated record. NCBI's taxonomy places the organism in Eukaryota, Metazoa, Chordata, Mammalia, Chiroptera, Rhinolophidae. Gene Ontology annotation, molecular function: NAD+ binding.
UAGCGCGCAUGUGCCGGCGCGCGGCCUGCCGGGAGGCGGAAGCGGAAGCGUGGAUCUCCUCGGGGCGAUGGCAGCCGGGGGUCUGAGCCGCUCGGAGCGCAAGGCGGCCGAGCGGGUCCGGAGGCUGCGGGAGGAGCAGCAGCGGGAGCGCCUCCGCCAGGUGUCGCGCAUCCUGAGGAAGGCGGCGGCCGAGCGCAGCGCAGAGGAGGGCCGGCUCCUGGCCGAGAGCGCGGACCUGGUGACCGAGUUGCAGGGCCGGAGCAGGCGGCGCGAGGGCCUGAAGCGGCGGCAGGAGGAGGUGUGCGACGACCCGGAGGAGCUGCGGCGGAAAGUCCGGGAGCUGGCCGGAGCCGUGCGGAACGCCAAAUACCUGGUCGUCUACACUGGCGCGGGCAUCAGCACGGCAGCCUCUAUCCCAGAUUACCGGGGUCCUAAUGGAGUGUGGACGCUGCUUCAGAAAGGGAGAAGUGUUAGUGCUGCCGACCUGAGUGAGGCCGAGCCGACCCUCACCCACAUGAGCAUCGCCCGCUUACAUGAGCAGAAGCUGGUGCAGCACGUGGUGUCUCAGAAUUGCGAUGGGCUCCACCUGCGGAGUGGGCUGCCGCGCUCGGCCAUCUCGGAGCUCCACGGAAACAUGUACAUUGAAGUCUGCACGGCCUGCACCCCCAACAGGGAGUACGUGCGGGUAUUCGACGUGACGGAGCGCACCGCCUUGCACCGACACCAGACUGGCCGGGUGUGCCACAAGUGUGGGGCCCAGCUCCGGGACACCAUCGUGCACUUUGGGGAGCGGGGGACCCUGGGGCAGCCCCUGAACUGGGAGGCAGCCACCCAGGCUGCUAGCAAAGCGGAUACGAUCCUGUGUUUAGGCUCCAGCUUAAAGGUUCUGAAGAAAUACCCGCGCCUCUGGUGCAUGACCAAGCCCCCCAGCCGGCGGCCCAAGCUCUACAUUGUGAACUUGCAGUGGACCCCAAAGGAUGACUGGGCUGCCCUGAAGCUCCACGGGAGGUGUGAUGACGUCAUGCAACUCCUCAUGGAUGAGCUGGGCCUGGAGAUACCCCCCUAUAGCAGGUGGCAGGACCCCAUCUUCUCCCUGGCAACUCCCCUGCGAGCGGGUGAAGAAGGCAGCCACAGUCGGAAGUCACUGUGCAGAAGCCAAGAGGAGCCUCCACCCAGGGACCGGGAUGCACCCCUCAGCUCAGCCCCCAUCCUAGGUGGCUGGUUCGGCAGGGGCUGCAGCAAACGCAGGAAAAGGAAGAAAGUGACAUAACCCGGAGCUUGACUGAGAACAACAAUCGGCACUUUGCAGAUGGCUGGGACUCUUAUUCAGGGGCUGGUGGCACCGAGAAGGCCAGGGCUGCCCCACAGGGUCUAGUGGGAGUUCUCGGCGGUGAUGUUUGUCUUUGCGGGAAGCGCCCUUGCACUACUGUGGUUGCCCUGGUGUGGGCCUGAGUGGUGAGGACACCUGGCCCAUCGCCUCUUCCUAGAGGUGGCAGCCACGCCUUCCUGGGAGAACAGAACGCGGGGUUAUUUCACAGCUGGCACCUGGCCGGCCAGGAGGAAGCACGCGCUGCCUUACGUCAUUCAGCAGGCCAGUCUCAGGGGCCUCCACCCUCUUUCUACUUCUUGCUAAAAAUGUUACCUUUGUAGGAACCUUUUUCUGUAUUGGAAUGCGGCAAUACGUACCGGCGUGGUUGAGCCUUGGCUCUCAGCGGAAACUUUUAUUGAUAUUAAAUAUCUCUGCACUGUC